AUCAUCAUCCUCCUCUCGCUCGCCCUCGUCACUCACGCUCUCCACUCUCAAACCCUAACCCUAGAUCUCGAAACCCUAAUCCAGUCAAAAUGCGUGAGAUCCUCCACAUCCAGGGAGGCCAAUGCGGCAACCAGAUCGGAGCCAAGUUCUGGGAGGUCGUCUGCGACGAGCACGGCAUCGACGCCACCGGCCGAUACCAAGGCAACAACGAUCUUCAACUGGAGCGCGUCAAUGUCUACUACAACGAGGCGAGCUGCGGCCGAUUCGUGCCGAGAGCGGUGCUCAUGGAUCUCGAGCCUGGGACCAUGGACAGCCUCAGAUCUGGGCCUUAUGGCCAGAUUUUUAGGCCUGAUAACUUUGUCUUUGGGCAGAGCGGCGCUGGGAAUAACUGGGCCAAGGGGCACUACACUGAGGGAGCGGAGUUGAUCGAUGCGGUUCUUGAUGUUGUGAGGAAGGAGGCUGAGAAUUGCGAUUCUCUGCAAGGUUUCCAGGUAUGCCAUUCUUUGGGAGGUGGAACUGGGUCUGGCAUGGGCACAUUGUUGAUAUCAAAGAUCAGAGAGGAGUAUCCCGAUCGCAUGAUGCUCACCUUCUCUGUGUUCCCAUCCCCAAAGGUCUCUGAUACUGUUGUUGAGCCCUACAAUGCAACUCUUUCAGUGCACCAGCUGGUGGAAAAUGCAGAUGAGUGUAUGGUGCUUGACAACGAAGCACUCUAUGAUAUCUGCUUCCGCACUCUCAAGCUAACCACUCCAAGCUUUGGUGACUUGAACCACCUCAUUUCUGCCACCAUGAGUGGAGUCACAUGCUGCCUCCGCUUUCCUGGCCAGCUCAACUCUGAUCUUCGCAAACUGGCCGUCAACCUCAUCCCCUUCCCUCGUCUCCACUUCUUCAUGGUGGGCUUCGCUCCCCUCACCUCCCGCGGCUCGCAGCAGUACCGUGCUCUCACGGUCCCUGAACUCACCCAACAAAUGUGGGACGCCAAGAACAUGAUGUGCGCUGCUGACCCCCGCCAUGGCCGAUAUCUCACUGCCUCUGCCAUGUUCCGUGGCAAAAUGAGCACCAAAGAGGUCGACGAGCAGAUGAUCAAUGUCCAAAACAAGAACUCAUCUUACUUUGUCGAAUGGAUCCCCAACAAUGUCAAAUCCUCUGUCUGUGACAUUCCACCCACCGGGCUUAAGAUGGCGUCGACGUUCAUCGGUAACUCCACGUCAAUUCAAGAAAUGUUCCGCCGUGUGAGCGAGCAGUUUACUGCCAUGUUUAGGAGAAAGGCUUUCUUGCAUUGGUACACCGGUGAGGGUAUGGAUGAGAUGGAAUUUACAGAGGCGGAGAGUAACAUGAAUGAUUUGGUGUCGGAGUAUCAGCAGUAUCAGGAUGCGACCGCUGAUGAGGAGGGGGAGUACGAGGAUGAGGAGGAAGGAGAGUACCAAGAGGCUUGAUGUUGAUUUUCUGUGUUGUAAGUUAUUAUAUCGUCUGGUAUUGUAGUGCAUCUGUCGUUAGUUUUCUACUUGGGAGAGUAGUAUGUUUCUAUUGUACUGUAAUGUUGCUACAAUGUUCAGUUCUAUAUCUCUCUCUUCAGGCUUAACUACCGCGUGUUCCUUUGAUAGAGGUUUUUGAUGGUUUGUCUGAAUAA
Messenger RNA from Asparagus officinalis (garden asparagus), 1627 nucleotides. Its product is annotated as tubulin beta-2 chain-like. The record is from RefSeq and is a predicted model, not a curated record. Gene Ontology annotation, molecular function: GTP binding; GTPase activity; structural constituent of cytoskeleton. Gene Ontology annotation, cellular component: microtubule; cytoplasm. The coding region runs from base 90 to 1433 and encodes 447 amino acids. NCBI's taxonomy places the organism in Eukaryota, Viridiplantae, Streptophyta, Magnoliopsida, Asparagales, Asparagaceae. Gene Ontology annotation, biological process: microtubule cytoskeleton organization; mitotic cell cycle. The transcript is spliced from 3 exons.